This is a messenger RNA of Anguilla rostrata (American eel), 6354 nucleotides long. RefSeq names its product interferon-induced very large GTPase 1-like. The transcript has a single exon. Gene Ontology annotation, molecular function: GTP binding. Bases 44 to 4666 code for a protein of 1540 amino acids. Lineage: Eukaryota; Metazoa; Chordata; Actinopteri; Anguilliformes; Anguillidae. The record is from RefSeq and is a predicted model, not a curated record.
UUUGCUUCAAAAGCUUGGUCUGAUUGACUCUUACCCCAAAAAGAUGUCACAAGCAAAUGUUCUUCUCAUUGACACUUUAUCUCUUAGUGUAAAUCAACCUAGUUCGGAGAAAGAGCUAAGCUCCCACUAUCUCUACAAGCUCACGAUGUUGGAUUACAGAGCCAGGUACAUGUUUAUAAAGCAUAACACAAGUAGCAUGGAUUUAGAGGAUGCUCGAACCACUGUUGACAAUGAUGAUUUUUUUGAUUUUGGUGACAACAGUUUCCUGGAUGUGAGCUGCACAGAGACACAGAUUCAUCCAAUGGAUGUUCACAUGGCAGUUUUCCAUUGUGCCAAUGACUUCUUGCGACAGUACAUUGUCAAAAAGCUCUCUACUUGCCAAUUUGCAAUUCCCUUCCUAGUACCUGACCCCUGUACGGAGGAGGUUGAAUUCCCCUUCUGGGUCCUGCGAUACAUCAGUAAAUCAUGGCAAAGUAACACAAAUUCUACAGCUGACAGUCCUGGAAAGUACAAGAGCAGAAAAAUGUCCUGCACACCAGUCCCAGUUGUUUCCUUUAUUAGACUAGGUGAGUCCAAUUCCAACUCCAAGUCCCAGAUAUUGAAUGGUGUCAUUAGCAAACAGAGGCACAGUGUAUUUUUUCACCGCCAUUGCAAGGGGAGCACCAAAGACAGCUUGCUCAUGAAUGGAGUUGUGGAGAUUGCAUGGCACUGUCCAGGAGGGAAGGACGAUGACAUAUUUGAUGAUUGUGUGGCCUUUCUGAACCUUCAUGGUGAUGCAGCAAAGCAUCAAAAACAACUUGAGUUUCUUCAGGCAGUAAGUACUGUCAAUGUGCUUCUACUUUCAGAGCAUCCUUUGGAUGAAGCCGAAAAAGCGAUUUCCCAGAAACUCUCUAAGUCUCCAGUCCCCUUGAUAUGCAUGUUCUCAGGGAAAGAACUCAUUCAGCGGUCAAACAAUCCUACCAAAGUUAGGCUAGCCGCAAAGAACAGGAAUCAUGCUGAAUUUACAGAAGAACUGAUUUUAAGUAUCCGACAGUGCAUUGGUGAAAAUAAACAGACAACAAACAUUGACAUGUGCCGUCAAGUUGCAAUUCAACAACAGUUCAAAGUGAAUGAAGUUCACAAAACAUAUCAAGAAGGUUAUGAACAGGCUCAGACAUUAAUUAGUCUUUUGAAGGAGGAAAGCUCUUCGGCUCUGAAGGAGAAGCUUUUGCCCCUUCAGGGUCAUUUGUGGCAUGAAUGGUCUAGGAAAAACAAAGAGCAGUUUCGCUUGCAGUGCAAAGAAAAGGAAAGCAUUGAACAGCAGCUGAGUGAAAUCUCAGCUAAAAUGGAAGAAAUCAGAGAGAGUCAACUAUAUAAGGCCACACCUCUCAAUGACUUUGUAAGAUCAUUCAUAGAUUGCUUAAGUAAACCUAAUAGUUCCGAAGACACAAAACUCUACACAUUGCAGUGCCUCACAAUCUUCCUGGAUGAUCUUACCACUGGUGCACUUGCAGAGCUUGAAGUGGACUAUCAAUCAACCUGGAGAAAAAUGAGAGAAGUACCAAAGGACAAGGAAAAAACAUCUCAUGUCAAUCAAAUGCAAUCAAAACUCAACAACAUAUCUGACAAAAUGGCUGCAACAACCAUUAGCCUCCAGCAUCUUAUGAGAGAGGUUGGUCAACUGUAUGAGGCCAGUCAAACAACACCAAAAGCACCAGGACCAAACAAACAAUUCUCCACUAUUCUGCCUAAAAUUGGGGCAGACAUGCUGGUUUAUGGGUGUCCACUUGAGCUAAUGGAUGGAGAUGCUGCCCAUGUGCCUUUAACAUGGAUUGAAGCUGUUAUGGAUGAACUUGUUAACAUUCUUGGAGACAAAAAAUUAUUUGUUCUGUCCAUUCUAGGGCUUCAAAGCUCUGGGAAAUCCACACUGCUGAACACCAUGUUUGGUGUUCAGUUUUCUGUGAGUGUAGGAAGGUGCACCCGUGGAGCCUUCAUGCAGCUCAUACCGGUGGACUCCAGCAUCAGAAAUAAACUGGGAUAUGACUUUGUCCUCAUUGUGGACACAGAGGGACUCCGAUCACCAGAACUCAGUACAAAGCUAUCAGUGAACCAUGACAAUGAGCUUGCCACUUUCAUUAUUGCAAUUGGUGACAUAACUGUAAUAAACAUUAUGGGGGAAAACCCAGCAGAGAUGCAAGACAUUCUUCAGAUUUGCGUGCAGGCUUUUUUGCGAAUGAAACAGGUCAAAAUUGCACCAAGUUGCAUUUUUGUACAUCAGAAUGUUGCUGAUGCAUCGGCUGGAGAAAAGGCUAUGGAAGGGAGAAGACGUCUCCUGCAGAAACUUGAUAAUAUGGCUACCAUAGCAGCAAAGGAAGAGAGCAUUGAUAGCAUUAAUGAAUUCAGUGAUGUAAUACAGUUUGACAUUGAAUCCCAAGUGUUCUACUUCAAGAAUCUUCUGGAGGGGGAUCCUCCCAUGGCCCCACCAAACCCUUCCUACAGCCAGAAUGUGCAAGAACUGAAGACCAAGCUGCUAACAAUUGCAGAGUGGAAAACAGAGCGUAAAUUUUCCUCAUUUUCAAAAUUCAGAUCACGGGUUGGUGACGUUUGGAGAGCACUUUUACAGGAGAACUUUGUUUUCAGUUUUAGAAACACAGUUGAAAUGAUGGUGUACACUUCUCUAGAAGAAAAGUACUCAGCAUGGUCAUGGGAGCUGAGAAAAUAUGCUCUGGAGAUGCAGAGCAAACUCUGCAACCAAAUUGGCAGCAACUUGAUUCAGGAUGUGAAUGUACUAGAACUGAUGGAGCAUUUUGACAAUCAAGUCUAUAAUCAACUGCAACAGGACAUAGAAAAGUAUUUCAAAGAAGACAAACAUAGAGAAACUCUUAUAACAUGGAGGGUGAACAUUGACAAACGUUUCAGCAACCUAAGAACUGAACUCAUUGAUGGGACAGUAAAGAAAUGUAAAGAACUAAUUACCUCCAAGAAUAAUAGAUCAGAACUAGACCAGAGGAAAACGGAAUACACUGCUGAGUUGACCAAGCAGAGCAAAGCCCUGGCAUCCAAUCUAAAAGCACAGCGCCUUGACGACAAACAAGUAACAAAAGAAUUUGACAAACUCUGGGUGAACUGGACAGCUAAAGUGGUCAAAGCAAACAUCCCCAAUGACUGUGUGAAUGUAAAGGCUGCAGUGGAGGCAAUACUCCAAAAAGACUUUGAAAAACAGCCAAAUGUCUUUCAGAAAAUAAAAGGCGCAACAGGUAAUUUUGAGUUUGACAAGAAUAAACAUGUUUCUCAAAGUUUUAUUCAGAUGAUAAAAUCAUGGGGAAAGGCUUUCUCUCAAGAUGUUAAACAAUGUCAACAAGAAGUGAGUCAUUCUGUCGAAGUAUAUGUCACUGCAAAAGAAACCGGCAAGGAGGAUUUUGAUACUUGCUUCAUUUAUGAGAUACUAAAAAAAAUUGAGCGGACCAUUGCUCAAUUUGAGCGCUCCACAGGCAAGCUUAAGUUCACAAAUGAAUUCAAGGCAGACUUGUCUAUUCAUCUUUGCCUGAAAUGUGUUUCAAGGUUUCAGACGAUGCAGGAAACCUUUAAGACUGCAAACCAUCCACUGACAUAUCUGGAAAGCCAAAGAGACAAGUAUCUCCAAGCAUUCAGAAACUAUUGCAAAGGAGCAAAUUCUGUAACAAUAUUUGUUGAUUUUCUCUGUAAACACAUCAAGCCAGAAUUUCUGACUGCAGUGAAUGAGAAAACCAGUCAGCACAUUGCAGGUGAAAUGAAAUCCAACAAUCCAGCUUUUAACAGCAAUAGGUCAAACCUUGAGAAUCACAUACUGAAACAUCUGGCAACUGUGGAGGACUUCAGCUCAUUUGCUGAAUACAUUGUCUUCCCAAAGAGAUAUUUUCAAAGAUUUAUCCAAGAAAAGACCAAUAACUUUUGCAGUGAUACUGGAAAACUGCAUAUAAUGCAUGAGGAAAAUCUUGGAACCCUCAAAAAUCUGAUUUUAUCAACAAGCACAGAAGCAACUAGAGAAGUGGAAGAUAAGAAAGGAAAUGCAUCCAUGUGGCUUGACUGCUUCUGUAAAACAUUGGGGGAGCACAUGGUAAUAAAAAGAAAUGAAUUGCAUACCAUUGAAAAUGAAGACAUUGAAGACUGGAAGUUUUUCAAAGAUGUGAUGGCUCAGUCUCUUGAUGAAAUUCUGAAGGAUGAAAAAGCAAUUGACAUGGAAACUUUGAGAAAGAAACCAACUAAACACCUCUUCAACCAGCUGCAGGGGUGCUGGGCACAGUGUCCUUUCUGCAAAGCCAUCUGCACAAACACCAUCCCCAACCAUGAUGGAGAACACAGAGUAACGUUCCACCGUUGUGAUGCACUUGCUGGCUGGCACUACAAGGGCACAGAUCAUUUUUCAGUCAAUUUCUGCACCACAGCAGUCAGCAGUGAUCAAAAAUUCAUUCCUCGUUGGAAUGAGGAUGAGAGUAUCCCCUACAAGACCUACAGAAAAGCUGGAGCCCCUUACAAUAAAUGGAACAUUACUCCAGAUGGCAGUGUGCAGCGCUACUGGAAAUGGUUCAUCUGUCAAUUUCAGGAACAAUUAGAGAAUAAAUAUAAAUUUAAAUUUGUGGGUGAUGGUGCAAUCCCAAAUGAAUGGAAAUCAUUCACAAAAGAAUCUGCUUUGGCAGAGUUAGUAUAAUUGAGGAUGAGCACACAUGCACCCAGCUUGCAUAACGUCAUUUAGUCUGCCAUUGAAAUUGAACUACAUGUUAUGCAGUGGAGUUACUUAAGUUAAUGUUUUUAUAUACUGCAGAACAAUCUGCUAAUCUAACUGUUUUACUGGAGGUGAAAGGAGUAUGAAAAGUCCUGCUAAAAUGAGGUCCUGAACUUUUUGACUGUUUUUUUUGUGCAUACAAUUAGAUAAAUCUGAGAGAAAAAAAACAAAAACUUUAUUUUGGACAUAAUAUAACACUUCUUUCUUCACAUUUUAGUGUGAAUUUUUACACAAUCACUAAUAUCACAGAAAGAACAGUAAUCAGGCCGAGCAUAGCAGCGAAUACAAAAAACAAGGAAAGCGACAGUUUGCAGGACAAAAAAGGUCAGCCAGGGCGGGACUUUCUGAAGGAGGGACUAAAAACAAAAAUUGAGGACAUUCAUCAACAAAAUAGGGAGCAGAGAUUGAAUAGGGUGGAGAAGCUUCUGUGGUUGGGACGAGUGCAAACCAAUCACAUGGAUGGCAGGAAGUGCAAGUCGCCUGUUGUCCUGUUGGCUGCAGUGUAGGACUUUGAACCUGACCCUGGCAGAAACCACAGACAACCACAGAAAGCAGACAACAGAACCACAGAAAACAGACAUUUGACUAUUUUGAGAAUGACUCAGAAAUGAUGUCGGGAAAUGAGGCUGCCCUCAUAGUCUCUGAAAAUGCCUUUCACUCCCUCAAAGGACAAGCAAAAUGUGAGAGAGCAGAACACAGCGGUCUGACUAAUGAGCCUCGCAAAACAGACCAAGCCUCACCGCCACUACAGAGGACAGAGCCCCACACUCUGACACCCCUCACCCAAACCCACAGGUCCACACCAAGGUGGCUCAGAUGAGGAAGGGGAGCUAGUGGGGCUAAGAGAACAAGGGCAAAUUAGGCAGAACUCAGACCUGAUCCCCAAAAAACAAGUGUGGAGUUUCUUUCCCAAGUGGUUAUUGCUGCUUGCUUUCCAUAUAUCACCAUAUCAUCAUCUUGCUGCAGAACAUUAAUCAACUAGUUUCAUUUUUAAAAAUAAAAAAAUAAUGUGAUCACAUCAAUAAAAAAUGAUUAAUUCAGGGGAAAGUAAUCAUAUUUUGAAACAUGGAACAUCUUCAAUGUUCAUUGUGCAUGUAUAUGUUAAUUAUUUUUUUAAAUCUAUAUUUGAGGAAUAUAAAAACAUUUUAUCAAAAUGUCGCAGCCCUACCAUAGGUCAUUCUAUCUAUUAUUAUUUUUUUUACAUUUAAUUAACAAUGUGUAUUUUACUUUUCAAUAUGUAUCAAAAUGUGAUUUUCUUAUAGAUUUGUGGAGUUUUCUAUAUUAAUGAAUGUAAUUGUAUAUUAAUUACAACCUGUUAUACAUUAUGACAUAACCAUAUAUAACCAGCAAACAUGCAAAGGAACCUCCCUAUCAAAGACAUUAGGGAUGAAUAAAUGCAUGCACAGAUGAACAAGAUUCAUAGAUGAUUGGGAGUAGAAAUAACGAAAAUGUCUUAUGUUUUACUUUUUAUUAUUUUUAAGUAUUCAGUAGUUUGACUUGUAUUAUCCAUAAGGGUUUUAUGUAAUUUUAGAUACCUUUAUUGAACCAGUCAAAGUGUUCAUAGAAAAUGUAUGUCUUAUGAAUUACAAUUAAAUUAAAUGAUAUUCCAACUU